This is a messenger RNA of Rhopilema esculentum, 2906 nucleotides long. RefSeq lists its product as uncharacterized. Lineage: Eukaryota; Metazoa; Cnidaria; Scyphozoa; Rhizostomeae; Rhizostomatidae. The record is from RefSeq and is a predicted model, not a curated record.
CGUAUGUUUCCAUUGGUCAUUAAUUUUGAAUCAUGUUUGCAUAUGUAUGGAAAUUGUCGGGAUGUGGCCAAUGUUGGAAUUCCUUGAAUUGAGGAUUAAGCGGAAAUAUCAAAUUAUUUCAAUCAGCGGCAAAUUUUAACACUACUUUGUUAAUGUCGGAUUAGACAACAACGUACUUAACACAGAUGUGUAGUUGAGAGCCUGCCUGUACUGUUAAACUGGCAAGCAUUUGGAUGCAUUUUCGUAAACAAAACUUAACAACACAUCGGUUAAAAUUGAAAGUGUUAAUAGAAAAUUAGACAUUAAAUAGAAUGGCGACUACUGAGAUCUCAAGAGAAGGAAGCAAGAAAGUUAAAGACGUUUGUCAAGAUUUUAUGACAAGAGAGGAUGAGGCCUUAGCACAAAGGUUACAGGAUGAAGAAUUUCAGACUCAUUACCUGAAAAACAGAGAAGAGCGUGGGACUGCAAGAGUUGAUGUGAAGGCUGCAAAAAAUGCAUACCUGGAGGAAGUGAAACAAGCAGGCCUUCUUAGAGAAUAUGAGUAUCAAAGGCUUGCUGCUGAUGAUGCUUGGCUAGCUAGUGAACUCCAACAGAGGCUAGAUGAAGAGGAAAACCUGGAAUCACAGCAGAGAAGCGUCAAUGAAAUGCAAGAUGAGGAAUAUGCAAUGUUUCUUCAAGAAAGGGAAAAGGAGAAAGUGAAGCGUGAACGGGCGAGAAGACUUAGAAAUAGAAUUGAACGCGAGAGGAAGGAGCUAUCGCGAAUCGAAAGAGAACGGGGAGGAGAAGCAGAGGAAGGUCCAAGCACCAAAGAAUACGGCUUUCCGCAUUCCGGCUCGCGAAAAGCACAUUCAACAGCGUCUGCUGAGGGAGAUGCGCCUGUUCAGCGUGUCUCGAUAAAAAAGGAUGAUGAAACAUGGAGUGACCUUCGCAGUUACGAAGUUGAGGAUGAACACGCAGCAGGGGAAAAAAACAGGCAGCAAGAGCUGGAAGAUGAGGAACUCGCAAGGCGGCUUCAACAACGAGAGCAAGAAAAGUUGCGAAAGUUAAUGGAGGAACGUGAUCGGCGACUUGCACUGAAGAUGCAGAAGCAAGAAACUGAAGAAUAUCGACGAGAGCGCGCCGAAAGGCAAGCGAGGAAGGCAUCGUCUAUCCGAGAGCAAUCAGCGGAUGCCACUUCGGCAGAAGAUCAAGAAUCGAGAAGUGAAACGCAAAGGGAGAAACGAAGAGAAAACAGUGAUCAUCAUGAUCAUCACCUCCAGAAAAAUGACAAGUGUGAUCCAUCUCUUCAUUAUUAUGAAAGGCCUGUUUACAAUGUUGAAGUUGCCAGCACCAAAAACUCUAAAAACGGAUCAACGUCUCAAAAGGAUAGCAAUUUGGAAAGUAGGCAAAAAGUUAAUUUGGGAGCAUCUAAAACAAAACACGAACCGGUUUAUGAAGUCAUCGACCCAGAGAUUAUCUUGGCAGAGAGUGGAACGGAACCGAACAAGAUAACUCAGCGAGACUGUAAUGAGAAUAGGAGACUUCCAGAUAAGUUAGAAGAUGAAAGAAUACAAGGACAUGGCACUCCUUCACAGAGGAAUUCGUUUAAGUCGAAGGAUCGUACAUCACAAGUAGCGUCUCGCGUUCGAGAUGAAGGGCCAGGCGAAGAAAUUGGUAACCAACGUUUCUCUAAUGUUGCUGCUAGUAUUGACCCGACUUUCCGGGGUGACGUAAAAGAAGAAGCACCCGGAGCAGAUGACCGGAUAUGGGUCAUAGGGGAUAGCGGAAUUCGGGUGUCUUCUAAUUCGAAGCCAGAACCACUCAUUCAGAAUACGAGAAGAAAACAGUCGAAAGAUAAGUCAGCAAAAGACAAAGAGAAAUGUAAACAGCAAUGAUUUAUAAUUAGAUGUUUAAUGUUGAAGAAAAUUUCAAUUAUAGUUUUCUAGUAGUCGAACAAAAACUCAGAAAAACCAAAGCCACAGGUCAAUAACUUUAUAUUCCUACUACGGGUGACAUAAGCAACGACCUCUUAGCGUUAUAUCGAGGCUACUCUUCUCAAAAAGGCCGCGAUGCUCUUUUCUUAUAUCAUUGCAUGUUAUAGAUUCUCCUAUUAGCUUUUAGAUAUAUUAGCAUUUAAUCGAGUUUGUGUAUAUUUUUCUUAUAAGGAUGUUUCAGUUGUCACGUAUAACUUAGAUAAGUAGAGUUUUUAGCUUCCUGUUGGUAAGGUUGAUAGUUCAAGAACUAGUAGCAUUUAAUAACUGCUUUAGGGAAUAGUAAUCUGUGACUUUGCUGUUAUGGAAAACUGAAAAACAAUGGUACAUUUAAAGGGUUUAUUAGAAACCAUAAUCGUUUCAACGCAAAUUGAAUCCUUUGAAUGGACAAGUGUAUAUUUGUCCCAUACAAUUACAUUGCUAUUACGCUGAAUCCUUUACCUAUUGGCUGACGUUAUAUUUACCAUACUGUUUCACAAAAUCACAUGUGAGAAAGUUUCAACACAAUAUUGCCCACAAAUGUAUUUUCUUCAAACUUAUAGGAGUUUGUGUAAUUUGUCCCUCGUUAGUCGACAAAGUUCCAAUUGCAACUUAUUUUAGCGCACUUUAUGUUCGGUUUGGAUGCAAGUCAAUGGAGGGAUUGUUGAUAUGUGUGUAUUUUUCGCCCUCUAUAGUUUUUGCACGUUAUCUCAACCAGAUAGGUAACCUUUUACACUAUUUGAUCAAUCCGUUAUUGCACUGCGUUAAAAUAAAACUAAUCGUGUAGCUCAUAUUUAAAACAUUGUUAAACUUUCACUUUUAAAGAUAGCGAAAAACCAAGCUAUUGCUGUAAAAACAUUGAAAAAUUAGGUAUAAGUGUUUGUUUUGCUUUGUACCUGAAAGUGAAUGUGUAUGGUAUAUAAAACUAAAAUGGCUUGAAUUCAAAUUUUACAAAUC